Molecule: messenger RNA, 1725 nt
Organism: Paramacrobiotus metropolitanus
Lineage: Eukaryota; Metazoa; Tardigrada; Eutardigrada; Parachela; Macrobiotidae
Product: lysophosphatidylcholine acyltransferase-like
Exons: 4
Coding region: 406-1518 (370 amino acids)
Source: RefSeq, a predicted model, not a curated record
AGCUGUGCGUUGCAGACUGGCAGCCCGCAAAAACGUGAAAACUUGAUGAACAGUUGCAUACGCCAGGAUGUUUUUUUCUUCCCUAUUAAUCAUCCACGAAGUAACACGGAAGUGCUGCUCUAAUUAGAUGAAUUUCUUCAUCAUGGAAUUAUCAAGGGAACGGGAAACCUUACACGAUGUUUCAACGGUUUGUUCGUGAUUGGCACUGCAAUAUUUCUGACGCGGGGUCUUUGCUCUUGGAAUCUGCUAGUCUCUUGAUCUGAUCUCCCUCUAAUUGCGCGGAUUUUUUACUUCCCGAAACCUAAUCAGGGAAUUUAUAAUUUCGUUGGGAAGCGCGGAAACCUCACUCCUCGCUGAUAUCUGAUAUCCCCCUCCUUUGCCCGGUUAUCGUCCUCCUCUCCUCCCAUGCUCUUGCCCCGCACCCCCGAAGAGUGGCAGCCGCUGAGAAUGGCGCAGUUCCUCAACGGACACUUGGAGAACGUGGGGAAGGUGGUGAAGAAGAAGCUGAAGAAGGCGCUGGCCUUCAAGGAUCUCGAGCGGGAGGACAGUUUCGUCUGGCCGCCCCGGGAGGGCGGGGAGGGGGAGACGGUGGUGACGCCCUUCUCCUACCACUACCAGCCCUCCGUCGCCGACUUCUUCAUCAUGGCCGCCAUGCUGCCCAUCCUGCCGCUGCGCAUGCUGCUGGCCGGGAUCGCCAUUUUAGUCGCCUGGUUGGCGGCCAAAGCGGCGCUCUACAAUAUGCCGCCCCAAGUGGCCAACGCGGCGCCCUUCACCGGCUGGCGUCACGGCUGCCGCGUGAUCAUCCUGGCCUGUGCGCGCCUGCUGUUCUUCGCCUGCGCCAUCCAGCGGAUUGAGUACGUCGGGGAGACCAAGUUCCAGGAAUCGGCGGUGGCGCCGGUGCUCAUCUGUGCGCCGCACGUGUCCUACCUGGACGCCUUCAUCUCGGGGGUCAUGUCCAUCAUGCCGGUGAUGAAGGCGCAGGCGGCCAAGGCGCCCUUCUUUGGACCGUUUCUCACCGCGCUGCAGCCUAUCUAUGUCGAUCGGGAGAUUCGCGAAAGCCGCACCAAUACCAAAGACACGCUAAUCAAGCGCUGCUCGGACGAGAAGGGCGUCUGGCCGCCGGUCCUCAUCUUCCCCGAGGGCACCACCUCCAACGGGCAGUGCCUGUUCAAAUUCAAACUGGGCGCCUUCUACCCCGGCCAGCCCAUCCAGAUGACCAGCAUCGAGUACCGCAGCUGCAUGUCCACCUGGAAUCCCCUGAUCAUGGCCUGGGACCCCGCUGUCCCCGUGUGGGUCAGCAUCCUCUACCUCUUCCUGCAGCCCCACAUCACGGCGCGCAUCCACAUCCAGCCGGUGUACCAUCCCAGCCCCGAGGAGCGCGAGGAUCCGCAGUUGUUCGCCCACAAUGUGCAGAAGCAGAUGAGUGAGUACCUGGACAUCCCCGCCACGGAUUUCACCUACGAGAAUGUGCGGGAGUUUUUACGGGCGCGCCGGGCGGCCAAACGGAAGAGCACGUAGAUCGUGGUGGUGUUGGCGUUGUUUUGUUGUGUUAUUAAUUCGGUUUUCUUGUGGCGGUUAUGUUUGAUUGGGGUCGGUUGUUCUUGUCGAUUCAUCAUGUUCCUGUGGAUGGGGAUGGCAGUCAGCGGCGUUUAUUCUGGCAUUUUUUGUUCUGAAUAUUACUAUACAUUUCAAUAAAUAUCUCCAAUAAUAAAUUUGCGAGCGGUA